AUGGCAGGAGCAGCAGCAAAGAAGCAGGCGGUGUCAAACAACAAGAUACUAAGGGAUCUACACACCAGCUCGUUGGUUGUGAAUUUGUUCUCGGUCUUCCUCAUGGUGGUAUUCAAUCGACCAAAUCUUUCGAAAUUUAAGUACUACCUCAUGUUCAACAUCCCAUUGAUAAGCAGCGAAUAUAUGAUUGAGAAGUAUGGCCGACCCAAGUACAAGGAGAAUGGAGCAAUUGCUCGCGAGGGCAUUGAUCUCAGGCAGGAGGGGCUCACCGAGUACAUGUUCGACGUGAUGUACUUGACACUCUUUUGCGAUGUGAUGGUGGGCGUUGUGGGUAGUUUGAAGGUGUUCUAUCUCUUGGUGGUGGUGCCUGUGUUUAUGGUGUAUAAGGUGGCGGGUUUGGUGGGUCUCUGGCGUCAGGCACGCGGAAACCAGCUCGGCGGUGCUGAUUCUAACGGCGCCCAGUCUGGCGGCACCGGCAGCAGCGAGGGUCGCUCCAAACGGCUGGUAAAGAUGGAGGCCCGGCAGCAAAAGGGCCGAGGCAAAACACAGCGCGUCCGCAGUUAG
Messenger RNA from Ascoidea rubescens DSM 1968, 564 nucleotides. It is a transcript of the gene SND2, whose product is annotated as Snd2p. Bases 1 to 564 code for a protein of 187 amino acids. The transcript has a single exon. The record is from RefSeq and is a predicted model, not a curated record. Gene Ontology annotation, cellular component: intracellular membrane-bounded organelle. Gene Ontology annotation, biological process: vacuolar protein processing. NCBI's taxonomy places the organism in Eukaryota, Fungi, Ascomycota, Saccharomycetes, Ascoideales, Ascoideaceae.